AUGAAUUCAACAUCGCGAAAUUCGAAGGAGUUAUUGAGAUUGCAAAAGGAAUUAAAAGACAUUGAAAACGAAAAUGUGCAGGAGAUAGAUGCACAUAUAAAAGAUUCAAAUAUUUUCGAGUGGGUAGGUUUUAUAAAGGGACCGGCGGGAACACCAUAUGAAGACGGUCAUUUUAUUUUGGACAUAACUAUACCUAAUGAUUAUCCAUACAAUCCACCUAAAAUAAAAUUUAACACUAAAAUAUGGCAUCCGAAUAUUUCCAGUCAAACAGGUGCAAUAUGUUUGGACGUUUUAAAAAAUGAAUGGAGCCCUGCACUAACAAUUAGAACAGCACUUUUGUCAAUUCAAGCUCUGUUAUCAGAUCCACAACCUGAUGAUCCUCAAGAUGCGGAAGUAGCCAAAAUGUACAAAGAGAAUUAUUCGCUUUUUUUAAAAACAGCAAGUGUAUGGACUAAAACAUUUGCCACUGGCCCAAAAUUAGAACCAAGAGAAGUUAUAAUUAAAAAGAUAACAGAAAUGGGCUUUACGGAGGAUCAAGCAAAGAAUGCUUUGAUCAAGGCAGAUUGGAAUGAGACUCUUGCGUUAAAUACUUUGUUAGAGAAUUCCUAA
This is a messenger RNA of Plasmodium malariae, 609 nucleotides long. RefSeq names its product ubiquitin-conjugating enzyme, putative. Lineage: Eukaryota; Apicomplexa; Aconoidasida; Haemosporida; Plasmodiidae. Gene Ontology annotation, molecular function: protein binding. The coding region runs from base 1 to 609 and encodes 202 amino acids. The transcript is spliced from 7 exons. The record is from RefSeq and is a predicted model, not a curated record.